CCUCCAUUGAUUAAAAAAAAAAAUUCAAUUAGAUUGAAUUUCCCCGUUUAAGACAAGGAGCAAAAGGAGCAACAGCUCUUCCCCAAAUACCCUCUCCCUCUUCUCUCCUCUCCUCUGUGGAAGAAAAGGAACUAAUUCACGAAGAGAUGAUGGAAAAGUCGCUGAUUUCCGACGAUUUCACAUUCCCCACGCUCGCCGACAAUAGCUCUCCAUCCCUUUUCCAAUUCCCCGGCUUCUCCGACUCUUCGCUCUGGUACUUUCCAUCCACAACUAAAGAAGAAGAACAAGAAACCCAUGAACGGGAAAGAUCGGCGACGGUAGAAGACGGCGAGAAAACGGAUAAUUUGCAAAGAGAUAUUGAAUUCCCCAACGUUGGUCAUCUGAUGUCAGUGAUUUCCGACGAUGUUGAUGUAACUUCCAUUGAUGGCGAUGAGAAGAUGGACAUGUUGUGGGAAGAUUUCAACGACGAAUUGAGCCGUCAGGCAUCUUUGGGUAGACAAGAAGCGAAGAAGGGAAAUGGGUGGGAAGCAGAUUCUUCCAAGAUUACAGGACUUGGUCAUGUGAAGACCUUGAAGGUGUCGAAAAGUACUAGCUUGCUUCCACAUGGAAGACCCAGCUUGUUGGUGAUAUUGAAGGUAUUGAAGAAGCUCUUUUUGCUUCAUAACUCUCGCUGUCCCAACAGAACAUAGACCUAUAAGGUAUUGAAGGUGUUGAAGAAAAGGAUCUGGGCCAGGAGAGAUGGAAGAUGUGAAUUCAGAGAUACCAUGAUACACGUGCAAGAUCCAGUCCAUUCAUGAGGUGGGGACCAUCGUGAAUAUGCCAUGGCCCAAACUAACACUGUUCUAUUGAUGAAAAUGAUCAAUUUUCUGUAUUCAAUGUACAGGGUGUGGCCCACCCAUGGAUGGAUUGGCCUUUUUUCAUUUUUAAGAUGCAGGCAAGUUAAUCUUGAGGCCCAUAUGAUCAACGACCCAGAUCGUGCGCACGUGUGCCAAGAUUCCCUUUCUGCAGAUUGCUUUCAUCUUACUGAUGGUAAAUAUACAAUCUUCCCUUCUAAGAAGAAAUGGUAUAUGUAUUUAUUAAUGGUAGGGAAAAAUCAAAUGCUUGAUAUACUUGAUUUUCUGUUUCUUGAAUUGAAGAAAGUGUUAAUAUUGAGAAUAUAUUUAUUUAAAUUUGUGAUUAUCUCUA
Messenger RNA from Magnolia sinica, 1185 nucleotides. RefSeq lists its product as uncharacterized. The record is from RefSeq and is a predicted model, not a curated record. NCBI's taxonomy places the organism in Eukaryota, Viridiplantae, Streptophyta, Magnoliopsida, Magnoliales, Magnoliaceae. The coding region runs from base 147 to 689 and encodes 180 amino acids. The transcript has a single exon.